UCGUAAGUAUUUCUGCAGCCUGGUGUCGGCUUCAUAUACACCGCAGCCCCCGCCCCGUGCUUCCCCCAGCAGUCUACCCAUUUGCGGCGUAUAAAUCUCUCUCUCCCGGCGCUUCGAGGAGUGUCAAUCGGUGCGGUGUCAAUCACGACGGCGGCGGCUUGUCUUUCAUCUGCGCCCUCGCAGCUACGGCAGGACGGAGCAUCGUGGAGGAGAAGGAGAAAAAAAAAUAAGAGGAGGAGGGGAAGGAGGGGGAAGGAGAACUACAUUACAAACACACUCGCAGAGACGCCACAUUACUCGCGGAGCGGAGCCCCAGCCUGGACCCGCUUUACGACGCGUCGGAAACGCAAUCUUCAAGUUUUCUUUUCGUUCCCGUCUGGUCUUAACACUUUUCAGAUUAUAUAAAGUUUUUUUUCUCUCCCCCCCAAGAUCAAGGAUGUAUUUUAAAUUGAAGAACAGAAACAGAUGCUCGGCACGCCGCAAAUAAGCGGACUAAAAGAUUUACUUAAUGUGAAUUUACGAGUUAACACGCGUUGGGCAGGUCGCAAUUAAAUCUUUCCUGUUUAUUUUUCUCCACCGGGAAGACGUUACGCAGUGUGGACACUAAACGGGGAAAUAUAUGAAGAUUCACUCACUUGUAUAUGCCUUUUUUGUUUAUUUAUUUUCCACGAAGUUCUUACCGGGAGAAAAGCAGCGUGGUUUCCUUUUAAUUUCUGGCUAUUUGAGCAGUUGUGAUGUGGUUAACUUUUGAUAUUUGAGAAACAACCUGAAGAAUGAGCGUGAACUAAAGUGCCAGAAAGAUAACAUCAUCAGAUGUGUUGGGCUUCGUGUGUUUUUGAGCAGUACCGAGAAUCCAUAAUAUUUUUUAUAAAGCCAAAACAUACAGGUAUCCUGUUGCUGUAGUCAAAACAGGCAGCCGGGGGAGUUCGUGCUGCCGGGGGCUGACUCACGCUACAAGAUCCCGGCUUGGGUUCGGGACAUCGAGACGCUUUAAUCCCGCUCUCCCCCCGCGAAGGGUGCCUUACCGGGCGCACUGACUUCAUCUGCGCCGAGAUGCCACAGCUGGCUGGCGGCGGAGAUCCCGAGCUUUGCGCCACGGACGAGAUGAUCCCCUUCAAGGACGAGGGAGACCCGCAGAAAGAGCAGAUCUUCGCCGAAAUAAGUCACUCGGAGGAGGAGGGCGACCUAGCGGAUAUCAAGUCCUCGUUAGUAAACGAGUCCGAGACCAGCCCGAACAGCAACAGUCACGAUGCGUCCCGGCAGUCCCAGAUGCCCCCGGGCGCGUACCAUGAAAAACAUAGGGAGCACCCUGACGACGGGAAGCACCAGCAUGACCUCUACGGCAAAGGCCACCCCUACUCAGGCUACCCGGGCUACGUCAUGAUGUCCAACGUGAGUGGUGACUCCUUCAUGAGCAACGGUUCGCUGUCUCCGCCCAUGGCCCGGACGUGCCAGUGUCGUGUCGUUCGCCCCCCCUCCUCCAGUGCCAGUGUCGUGUCGUUCGCCCCCCUCCUCCAGUGCCAGUGUCGUGUCGUUCGCCCCCCUCCUCCAGUGCCAGUGCUGUUUCGUUCGCCCCCUUUCUACCAGUGCUGUUCGCUCCUUAUCUCAGUCCAACAAGGUGCCGGGGUGGUGCAGCCAUCCCACGCCGUCCACCCACUGACACCCCCUCAUCACGUACAGCGACGAGCACUUCGCUCCCGGGGCCGCACCUCGGGCCACCACCCCCAGGACGUCAACUCCAAACAAGGCAUGCCAAGGCAUCAUCCAGGGCCUGACAUCCCCAACUUCUACCCCUUGUCCCCGGGUGCAGUUGGCCAGAUCACGCCUCCACUUGGAUGGUUUUCCCAUCACAUGGUUCCAGGCCCCCCCGGGCCCCACGCCACCGGCAUCCCCCACCCUGCCAUUGUGAACCCCCAGGUGAAGCAUGAACCACAGCACGACGGUGAACUAAUGCACAUGAAACCUCAGCAUGAACAGAGAAAAGAGCAAGAGCCAAAGAGACCCCACAUCAAGAAGCCACUGAACGCUUUCAUGUUGUACAUGAAGGAGAUGCGGGCCAACGUGGUGGCCGAGUGCACGCUGAAGGAGAGCGCCGCAAUCAACCAGAUCCUGGGCCGGCGGUGGCACGCUUUAUCUCGGGAAGAGCAGGCUAAGUAUUAUGAAUUAGCCCGCAAGGAGCGACAGCUACAUAUGCAGCUCUACCCCGGUUGGUCCGCCAGGGACAAUUAUGGUAAGAAGAAGAAGCGAAAGAGGGAAAAACUCCAGGAAUCGACGUCAGGUACAGGCCAGAGAAUGAAAACAGCUUACAUCUGACCAAUGGAGGAAAGCGAAAUGCGUUCUCCACGUGCAAAGCGAAGGCCACAGCUCUUGGUCCCCAUUUAGAGAUGGAAGCCUGUUAGUUCCGAACCCCCCCCCCCCCCCCCC
Molecule: messenger RNA, 2424 nt
Organism: Brienomyrus brachyistius
Lineage: Eukaryota; Metazoa; Chordata; Actinopteri; Osteoglossiformes; Mormyridae
Gene: lef1
Product: lymphoid enhancer-binding factor 1
Exons: 12
Coding region: 1054-2313 (419 amino acids)
Biological process (GO): canonical Wnt signaling pathway; regulation of transcription by RNA polymerase II
Cellular component (GO): beta-catenin-TCF complex
Molecular function (GO): RNA polymerase II cis-regulatory region sequence-specific DNA binding; DNA-binding transcription factor activity, RNA polymerase II-specific
Source: RefSeq, a predicted model, not a curated record